GGGGGAAUAGGGAACACACACAGGGCACAAAUGGCCUAAGAGAAAUCGUUGUGUGAAGCCCAAAUCUAAAACCCUAGAAGAAGCCAUGAGAAGAACCUUGCUGAGAAACGUCUCCCUCUGCACUCGGACUCUUCUCUCUCCUUCCUCCUCCAAGCCAAGCGCUUCUCCAACUCCCAUUUCGUCUUCAGCUUCGGCUUCAUCUGCUUUCAAGUUCCGAUUUUUCUCAUCCGAAAAUGACUCAUCAACAGAAAAUCCCAAACCCCUUGAAGAAACCAGCUUGGCCCAACCCCAGAAGAAGGAAGUCUCCAUCGAUGUUCCCGAUGUCAGCAAUAAGGAGCUGAAAAUGCGAAUAGAGAAAUACUUCAAAGGUGAUGAGGAGGCACUUCCUUCAAUUCUUGAAGCAAUAAUGGCAAGGAAGUUGGCUGGGAAGCACGAGGACACGGAUGAUGAGUUGAUGGAUGAACUUCGCCUCCAGCCACUAGAUGAUGUUAAAGACAAAGAUUUUGAAUCAGAUUUUGAGGAAAUCUAUGAAACUGAUGAAGAGAUUGAUGAUUUGUACAAUGCAAGGGAUAUUGUGAUGAAGAGAAUGGCGCAUGAUGAGUACUUCAACAUGGAUGACCGAAAGUGGGAUGACAUGAUUAAAGAGGCAACUGAGAAAGGGUUUCUUAAGGAUACUGGAGAAUGUGAGCGGAUUCUAGAGGAUAUGCUUAGCUGGGAUAAACUUCUUCCAGAUGAGAUAAAGCAAAAGGUUGAACAGAAGUUCAACGAGCUGGGGGAUAUGUGUGAAAGAGGGGAGCUUGAACCUGAAAAGGCUUAUGAGCUGUUCAAGGAGUUUGAGGAUAAGAUGGUCAUGGAAUGUGCACAGUUGAUGGAGGCCGAGGGACCCCCGCAGUUUGAUGAGACACCAGAGCCAGACAAAAAAUUGCGUUUAGACGAUCCACCAGGUGAGGGGCCAAUCCUUAGGUGGCAAACACGUGUAGUUUUUGCUCCUGGUGGUGAUGCAUGGCAUCCCAAAAACAGAAAGGUCAAAAUGGCAGUUACUGUGAAAGAGCUUGGUCUGUCGAAACAUCAAUUUCGUCGGUUGAGAGAAUUAGUUGGAAAACGGUAUCAUCCAGGGAGAGAUGAGCUUACAAUCACCAGUGAGAGGUUUGAACACCGUGAGGAGAACAGAAAGGAUUGUCUUAGGACUUUAUUUUCACUCAUUGAGGAGGCUGGAAAAGCUAAUAAGUUGGCAGAGGAUGCUCGAGCUUCAUAUGUCAAGGAUAGACUCAGAGCGAAUCCUAUGUUCAUGGAGAGGUUGCGAGCUAAGACCAUGAGAUUGCAGGGAUCUAAUUCUGCAGCUGCUUGAGAUUAGUUUUUUAUAUGGUUUGCUCAAAAAUAAAAUUCAUGUUCGGGACCCCAAAUCCGGGGUUGCAAGCAGUCACCUGCCCAGAAGUGGGUUAAAAAUGGGUUAAAACAUGUCUCUCAUUCUAUGCAGACAUGAAUAUGCCUUACUAGUAGCUGGUCUAGUACAUUAAUUUCUUGCAGCAAGUUUAACGACCCAGACAGCUUUUGUUUUUUUUUUUUUUUCUGAAGAUUAAUCUGGUUGAUUUGAAGUUAUAUGCAGCUCUUAGAAGGAGCAAUUUUGGUUA
Molecule: messenger RNA, 1631 nt
Organism: Vitis riparia (riverbank grape)
Lineage: Eukaryota; Viridiplantae; Streptophyta; Magnoliopsida; Vitales; Vitaceae
Exons: 4
Coding region: 86-1348 (420 amino acids)
Biological process (GO): mitochondrial translation
Cellular component (GO): mitochondrial small ribosomal subunit
Molecular function (GO): structural constituent of ribosome
Source: RefSeq, a predicted model, not a curated record